AUCGCGAAUGUGGAGGUGUGCGACGCCGAGGACGACCUGGGACCGUUACGAGUCUUUUCGAGACCAGUUUCGUUCGAACAACCGUCCGCGUACCUUGAGACCACCGCAAAAACCGACGACGAAUCCCCAGACGGAGUCCCCGGUUGGAAAAUCGAUUCCUGGGAAAGAGACGGUGUGAAGUAUCUCUGCUUAAGCUUUUUCGUUUUAUCCCUUUUUUGCUCUGGACGUUUGAAUCGCUCCGGUGUGGUCCCAGGAUUGAAUAUCAGUUGUUCAUCUCUCGAGCCUUUAGCGAUACACCCCGGAUCAAUUUCCGCGGGCUGGUGGUAUGCCAGAGAGCAUAGCGAAUUUCGUUACCCCUUGCAAGGUGCACGUUUGAAGAGGCGGGGAUUAUUCCGAAGCCGGCAAGAAGAAAUCGAAUUUCACGAUGAAGGCGUUGUGGUGCAGUCUGAUGGCAGUUCUGAUUAUUCGACAGGUCACCGGCGGAAUCGUUAGGAAGCCGCCGGCCUUUGCAGCACCGAUGUACUCGGACUCGUACCUUCCCGCUUGCAUGCAGGUAAUUUUCCAUGCGGUCGAACAAUUGAAGCUCCACUCGCACGAAAGGCUGCCACUGGUACCAUUAACAGUUAGACCCUCGAUGACGACUCAAUCGAUGAAGCAUCAACCGCAGUUGACGACGCCUGUAGGGAGCUCCGCGAUUUCCACCGCUGCAACCGCGGUGAUGCACAGCGACCCGACGGCAGUUCCCGAACUGCCUUCAACUUCGCAUGCGGUGAGUAAGGUAUCGAGUGACGGACCGUCCGACAACCUGACGGAGGCCGCCAAAUACGUGGAGACUUCGACCGCGACCGUUUCGACUUCGUCCGAUCACGAAGAGUCGCCGGAGGUAAACGAAGAGAUCGCCGAGACGAACUACGCCACGCCGGAAAUGAAUCACGAGUCGCCGGAACCUGUACAGGAGACCCAGGAGCCAAACCAAGAGAUCCCGGAGGUAAACGAGGAGGAUAAGAAUUACUCGUCGAUCGAGAAUUCUUCCACCCAGUCGGUCCAAAGCGACAGUUCACCGGAUGACGGUGCGUCGUCACAACAGUCGACGCAGGCGACCGUCUCGGAGACGUCGGAAGAUCCGGGAAGGAAGGAACUGACCAUCGACAGCAUCGUGGACGAAAUUUACGAGAUCGUGAUGCCAACGAGCUCCCCGUUAAUCGAGGAUACAAACUUCACCGACGAGUCGAAGGGCACGACGGACAUGUCGAUCGAGAAAACGGAGAACAUUGAGGACGCGGAGGAAGAGACGAGAUUCACCUUACUGGGCGAGAAAGUGACUCAAGUGCCGAGGCCAAGUUUGAGCAGUUAUUUGAGACGCCGUUACAAAGCACCUAUCUCUCCUUCUAUCCAGCAAUUGGCGGAUCUGUACGACGCUUUGAGCAAGGAUGCGCGGAAACAAGGAUUCGCACGUUACACCGGCUAUUCUGAUGAGGUCCUGAAGGUUUUGCAGUCGUCCGUCGAGGGUGGUGUUGGGCCGCAGCUGAAGACGCUGUUAGAUAAAGUGAUCGAACGGAACGAACUUACCAGAGACGACGCGAAAUCGAAGGCGGCAGAGGUGCGACGAGAUCUCGAUGAUCAUGGGAGUGUGCUCAACAAGAAUCUCAAACACAUAUUACCUCUACGUUAUACAGCUUAAUUCCUCGAAAAACGGCUUGCGUGUUGUCUUGUAAUUUCUCUUUUCGAAUAAAAACGGAAAAUUUUUACA
Molecule: messenger RNA, 1750 nt
Organism: Dinoponera quadriceps
Lineage: Eukaryota; Metazoa; Arthropoda; Insecta; Hymenoptera; Formicidae
Gene: ImpE3
Exons: 4
Coding region: 425-1681 (418 amino acids)
Source: RefSeq, a predicted model, not a curated record